UUUACAAAUGUGAUCUAAAAAGUUGAUCUACACAGUGUGCGAGCUGCUGCAGAAAACCUAUAGAUUUUGUUCUCUUUCAGCACUUGUGUUGUGCUCUAUCAAAAUUAGUGGAAGAAAUUAAUGGUAAGCACUAGUAAGUUCAAGGGAAGGAACAUGGAGACAGGACUUGUGCUCUUGAUCCCCAUACUUCAUCUCCUACUGCUUGUCAUGUGUCCUCAGGGAAUCGAAGGAAGAGACUUUAUGGAUCGAAGAAUUCGUGCUAAGACAGAUGGUGAUAAUGGCCAUGAAACUACACAUCAUGACCAUGCUCAUCAUGCUCAUCCAUCAUCCCACAUGCAUCACAUGGACCAUUCCCUCAUGAUUUUCUUCACCUUGAAGGACCUAAAGCUGGGGAAAACAAUGGCCAUCUAUUUUCCCAAAAGAAACCCUUCAAAAUCUCCCCACUUGUUGCCAAGAGUAGAAGCUGAAUUAUUUCCCUUCUCCUCAAAACAACUCCACCACCUUCUUCAAGUUUUUUCCUUCUCUCAAGACUCUCCCCAAGCCAAAGCCAUGGAAGAUACUCUUAGACAAUGUGAGACUGAACCCAUCAAGGGAGAGAUCAAGUCAUGUGCUACUUCUUUAGAAUCCAUGCUUGACUUUGCACGCAGCAUCUUCGGAUUGGAUAAUACUUUCAGUGUUGUGUCCACUACCCAUCUCACAAACUCAUCCACCCAUUUCCAGAACUACACUAUUUUGGAAGAGCCUAAAGAGGUUUUAGUUCCCAAGAUGGUGGCAUGUCACACCAUGCCUUACCCUUAUGCGGUUUUCUACUGUCACAGCCAAGAAAGCAUGAACAAGGUUUACAAGGUUUCAUUAGGUGGUGAGGAUGGAGAUAGAGUGGAUGCUGUUGCUGUUUGCCACUUGGACACCUCUCAGUGGAGCCCUAAUCAUGCUUCAUUUCAAGUCCUUAGGAUUAAGCCAGGGUCUUCCCCUGUGUGCCAUUUCUUUCCUGCUGAUAAUCUUGUAUGGGUUCCAACCUCCACUUCUGUGUAACACUUAAUGCAGCACAGUGUUUGACUAUAAAAAUAAAGGUCAAUGUUCUUCGGAACUUGUUGAUUUUUCUA
Pyrus x bretschneideri (Chinese white pear) is the source of this 1103-nucleotide messenger RNA. Its product is annotated as BURP domain protein USPL1. Lineage: Eukaryota; Viridiplantae; Streptophyta; Magnoliopsida; Rosales; Rosaceae. The coding region runs from base 121 to 1032 and encodes 303 amino acids. The transcript is spliced from 2 exons. The record is from RefSeq and is a predicted model, not a curated record.